ACACACACACACACACACACAGAGAGAGAGAGAGAGAGUCAGAGCUCAGUAAACAAGCUGGUGAACGUGAGCAGGACGUUAACAGAGACUCACAGCAGCAGAGAUGCGUUCGGAGAGGAAGGUGGACGUCCCGGUCUACGAUCUGUCCCUGAUCAGAGGACUGUGGGAGGUCCGAGUGAAGAAACAGAGACAGAGACAGAAGAAGGAGCAGGAGCGGAUCCAGAGCAGCGCCCUCGCCAGGAUCGAUCAGCAGUGGCAGUAUCGGAUCUACUGUAAGAGACUGAAGACCAGUGAACGCAACCUGCUGCAUCAAUACCUGGAGAGAACCACACUGACUGAUGUACAACAUAUACAACCUAACACAGAGAAGCAGCAGGACCAGAAAGACCAGCAGGAUCACGAGAAUCCGGAGCAGAACCAGCUGAUCUUCCAGCUGAAUGGAGAUCAUUGGACGGACUUCCCCAGAGAGCUGCAGUGGAUGACCUACCUGAGAGAGUGGCACGUCAGAGGGACAAAGAUCCGUCAGCUGCCGGACUACCUGGCCAUGUUCACCCAGCUCACCGUGCUCGACAUCCCCAAAAACACCAUCAUCGAGCUGCCACCUGAGAUCGGUAAACUGACGGGGUUGAGGGAAUUAAACGCCAGCUACAACCGUCUGUCCAGAGUUCCUCCAGAGCUCGGAGACUGCGAGAACCUGGAGAGACUGGAGCUCACAGGAAACCACCUGUCCGAGCUGCCGUUUGAGCUGAGCGGCCUGAAGCAGCUGGUUCACCUGGACGUGGCGGAGAACCGCUUCGUGUCGAUCCCCAUCUGCGCGCUGAGGAUGAGCCGCCUGCAGCUGUUGGACCUGAGCAACAACAGUCUGAGCGACCUCCCGCAGGACAUGGACAGGCUGGAGCAGCUGGUCACCCUGUUCGUCCAUAAGAACAACCUGUCUUACCUCCCUCACUGUCUCACCAACAUCUCCACGCUCAGUAUGAUCGUCGUCAGCGGCGACGAGCUCAACUGCAUACCGACCAAACUGUGCAGCAACCCGAGCAUCAAGUUCAUUCGACUGUACGACAACCCUGCGAAUGAAGAGAGGAAGAAGGAGGAGGAUAAAAAGAAGAAGGAGGAGGAGGCGAAGAGGAGGAGGUGGAGAGAGCAGAGAGGGGAGGUGGUGAAGGACAGCAGAGAGAAGGAGUUCAUCGAGACGUAUAUAAACUCGCUGAAGGACCGAGACACCGUCCCCUACUCCACCACCAAGGUGUCCAUCUCCUGCCUGCUCUGAGGAAGAGGAAGAGGAAGGUUGAGCUUCAGAUUCAGUUGCAGUACAGUGAGUGACCACUGGGUGGGGCUGAAACCACUCCUUCGUUCACUCAUCCAUAGAAAACAAUAUUUACACCAUAGUGAUCAGUAACUUUCAGAUACUUUCUAAUCAUUGAGUCGAUUGUUAGCAUAGACGAGCAGCUACAUGGAUGUUAGAAGUUAAUUCAUUCUAAUGUAAGUUUUUGAAAGGCAGCAGCAGUUUACUACGAUGCAAAUAGGAAAUGUUUUCAGACGCAGCCGUGGUUCAGUUUCACCGAGGUAACGUGCUAAGAGGAGGAGAAAGAAUCAGGAUUCGUUGGGUUUUGUCGAAAUGUCGUCCAGGAAGUGUUUGAGAAAAGUUUUUAAAGAUAAGUGUUGCUUGAAAGACAGAAAAGUUAAAAACCAAAAGUAAAUGUACGUAAACUUAAAGUCAUAGUUUUUAUAUAAAGUGUCAAGAUUAGAGGAUAGGAGAAGUUUGAGAUAAAAUAAAUAAAUUACACAAAAACAUUAAAAUCUAAAUUCAGGCACAUUAACGUACUUCAGAUUUUUGCUUUUGUCAUUUUAAAUAUUUCAUCUUUUCUUUUCUGUCUUUGGCAGAAAUUAACUUCCAUAUUUUUCAGCCAAUGAAACGUCACAAAAGUUUAUUGAUUUCAUAGUUUUACAUUUUCAAAAAUAACUUUUCAUUCCUAAAUCAGAUUUCCAACAUUUAAAGCUGCAGUGUGUAACAUUAACGAGGAUUUAUUGUCAGACACUGAAUAUAAUAUUUUGUGGGAAUAUUGGCUCUAAAAUUGAGCUUUUCAUGGCCGCCGUAGUUUCUCCUACAUUCUUGGAAAGGCUGAGCUGUAUUCAGUUGGUGGCAAGCUGAAACUUCACCACUAGAUGCCACUAAAACACACUGGUCCUUUAACAAUAUGUGACGUAAUAAUCAUUAUAACAUGAACUCAGAUAUUAUGUAUUCACAAACUGUCCCAUAUUACAGACUGUUAAUGUUUUAGAGAUAUUGAUCUUUGAAUAUCAGGUAUUGGAUUAUUGCUCUAAUGUGUUUCUUGUCUGUGCCGUGAGUGUGAUGAUUUUGUUUUCGCCACAUUAACUCGACAUAUUUGGGAUGAACUGGAGUUUAUGGUUGAAGGUGUGAAAGUUGUGACCAAAUGAAAAUGCAAAGAAAGAUUCAACAAGAAAAACUCGUUUAAAUGAAGUUGAAUCUACCGACUAAGUUUUAUUAAAGUGCUACAGUAUGUUUAAUAUUUUUUAGACGAGUUUGUGAAUUUGUUCAUUUUCUGUGAUAAAGUUGAGCUGCAACUAGUAACAAAUGUAAAUAUACAACAAUUAAGAUUCAGAUUUUUUAUAAUCUGAUUAUGGAUGAGGAUUAAUUUGUGUAUUAAAAUGUUUAAAAACAAAUUAUUACAAAUUCAGUGGUUCGUUUCCUGAUUCAACCCGUUUCUUUUAUAAUGUUUGUUGAUUUUAAUUGAAGCAGGUUUCUGUGAUGCUUUGUGUCUGGUUUUAUUGUGAAAUAUUUUUAAUUUUAAUAAACGUUUUAAUUUA
Messenger RNA from Dicentrarchus labrax (European seabass), 2829 nucleotides. RefSeq names its product leucine rich repeat containing 2 (gene smim22). The transcript is spliced from 10 exons. The coding region runs from base 104 to 1270 and encodes 388 amino acids. The record is from RefSeq and is a predicted model, not a curated record. Gene Ontology annotation, molecular function: protein binding. NCBI's taxonomy places the organism in Eukaryota, Metazoa, Chordata, Actinopteri, Moronidae.